This is a messenger RNA of Arabidopsis lyrata subsp. lyrata, 1361 nucleotides long. RefSeq lists its product as uncharacterized. Gene Ontology annotation, molecular function: thiolester hydrolase activity. Lineage: Eukaryota; Viridiplantae; Streptophyta; Magnoliopsida; Brassicales; Brassicaceae. The coding region runs from base 499 to 1290 and encodes 263 amino acids. The record is from RefSeq and is a predicted model, not a curated record. The transcript has 4 exons. Gene Ontology annotation, cellular component: intracellular membrane-bounded organelle.
GCCAUGAUGAGAGCAUGAAAUUCACUCCCUUAGCUUGACCUGAACCAAGAUAAAAUUAAAUGCCUUUGUCGUCAUGUAAUAUUUAUCCCGCUUUGGACGGUAUCUAUGGAUUUACAAAAGAUGCAUCAUAGUUACAUUCGAUCCAUCUAUUUAUAAUGUUACUGUAGUAAAAAUGACAAGAAAUUAGUUGUUAAACAUAUUCAAAUACAAUAUGAUUGGAAUUAUAAGUUAUUGUAAAUAUGUAAUAUGAAAUUAUCUUAGUAAUAUGUUAAAAGUACAUACAUACACACGUACUAAAAGAGGCAACGCGGAGAUGUCAUUAGAGGAAGAACUAGGAAGCAGAACGUUAAUAAUGCAAAUGCUACAAAAAACGUUAAUGCAAGAUAUCAACUAAUUAGCACCGUCCAUUUCAUACUGGAAAUGUAAAAACCAAUCAGCGUCGUCCAUUUUGUCAUCUAAUUUUUUGUUAAUUCUUACUUGGCCACAACUUCCAACCACAUGUCGCUCUUUCUAUUCCCUUUAUAUAUUCCCAUCUCAAAAGUUCUUGGAGACACAAAAUAUCAUAAACAUAAACAUAAACAUAAACGCCAAUCACAGCUUCUGUACGUUUGGCGGUUUACAAUGGAGAAAGGUUUGAAGCGGUCUUGUGUUAUGGUGGUGGUUGCAUUCUUAGCUAUGGUUCAUGUCUCUCUUUCAGUUCCGUUCAUAAUACUUCAUGAAAUCGGAACUCAAUGUUCUGAUGCUACAAAUGCUAACUUCACACAGCUUCUCACUAACCUCUCUGGCUCUCCUGGCUUUUGCUUAGAAAUUGGCAAUGGAAUAAGCGAUUCAUGGUUAAUGCCACUUACACGACAAGCGGAAAUAGCGUGUGAUAAUGUGAAGCAAAUGGAAGAGUUGAGUCUAGGAUACAACAUUGUUGGAAGAGCUCAGGGGAACCUAGUGGCUCGAGGCUUGAUCGAGUUCUGCGACGGUGGGCCUCCUGUUUACAACUAUAUAUCCUUGGCUGGUCCUCAUGCUGGCAUCGCCGCUUUUCCUCCGUGUAAUGUAAGCUUUUUUAUUUCCUCUAAAUAUCAAAUAUUUAUCUUUUAUUUGACUUUUAAUCAAUCAAUCACAGUAACAACAUCAUAUUUUUCUGUUGUUUUUGGUUUUUCCUUGUUCAAGUCUGGUGGCAUUUGUAACAUAACAAAUGAGAUUAUCAAUGGAGAUGUCUAUAGCGACUUUGCUCAAGAUAAUCUUGCUCCUAGUGGUUAUUACAAAAACCCUCAUGUAUGUCUCGUCUAUUCACCAUAGUUUAUUAGGAAACUUGCAAAAUCAACAAAUUAGUAAACAAUGAUCAAAACAAAAACAUUAUUUUUUCUGUU